Trematomus bernacchii (emerald rockcod) is the source of this 2548-nucleotide messenger RNA. It is a transcript of the gene cdc14ab, whose product is annotated as cell division cycle 14Ab. The coding region runs from base 291 to 2006 and encodes 571 amino acids. Lineage: Eukaryota; Metazoa; Chordata; Actinopteri; Perciformes; Nototheniidae. Gene Ontology annotation, biological process: cilium assembly; protein dephosphorylation; regulation of exit from mitosis. The transcript is spliced from 16 exons. Gene Ontology annotation, molecular function: protein tyrosine/serine/threonine phosphatase activity; protein serine/threonine phosphatase activity. Gene Ontology annotation, cellular component: centrosome; nucleolus; spindle pole. The record is from RefSeq and is a predicted model, not a curated record.
CAGAGCGUCGUGAAGCAGUGCUAACAUGCUAAACCGGGGAUAUUCACCGGUGAAAAGUGGAGAAAGCCGUGACGGGAACGGUAGAAGGGUUCUUAUGUGAGCAAAAAAGGGCCGCAGGGGCUGAUGGGAAACUGAGGAGAAAGUUUAUUUCAACUUUUGACUAGUUUCCGUUCACCUGCCUGUUAGCUCCGCUGCUAGCUCUGCUAACGGCUAACGGCAGUUUGAAAAGUUACUGGAGGUAGACCGCCGGGGAUUAGACGGACCCAUCGGGCCGGGGAUUAGACGGCCCCAUGACGGUGGAAGGAGUGAGACACUCCGCCAUCCUGUCCGCCCUGUUCGGCGGGACGGACGAGUCCGAGCCGCUGGGAGCCGCGCAGUUUAUCAAAGAGCGUCUGUACUUCGCCACGUUACGCAGUAAACCCAAGAGUACGGCGAACACUCACUACUUCUGCACCGAUGACGAGUUUGUCUACGAAAAUUUCUACGCAGACUUCGGCCCUCUGAAUCUGGCCAUGCUGUACCGAUACUGCUGCAAACUGAACAAGAAGCUGAAGUCGUUCACUCUGACGAGGAAGAGGAUCGUUCACUACACCAGCUUCGACCAGAGGAAGAGAUCCAACGCCGCCGUGCUGAUCGCAGGCUACGCUGUGAUCUACCUGAAGAAAACUCCUGAGGAAGCUUUCAGAGCUCUGAUCUCCGGAUCCAACGCCUCCUACCUGCCCUUCAGGGACGCGUCCUUUGGGAAUUGCACCUUCAACCUCACAGUGCUGGACUGUCUGCAGGGCAUCAGGAAGGCUCUGCAGCACGGCUUCUUCGACUUUGAGACCUUCGACGUGGACGAGUACGAACACUACGAGCGGGUGGAGAACGGAGAUCUGAACUGGAUCGUCCCGGGGAAGUUCCUGGCCUUCAGCGGCCCGCAUCCGAAAAGCAAAAUAGAGAACGGUUACCCUCUCCACGCCCCCGAGGCGUACUUCCCGUACUUCAGGAAGAACAACGUGACCACGGUGGUGCGUCUGAACAAGAAGAUCUACGACUCCAAGCGCUUCACGGACGCCGGCUUCGAUCACUUCGACCUGUUCUUCUUAGACGGCAGCACGCCAAGCGACGCCAUCACGCGCCGCUUCCUGCACGUCUGCGAGAGCACGGAGGGCGCCGUGGCCGUCCACUGCAAGGCUGGUCUGGGCAGGACGGGCAGUCUGAUUGGCUGUUACCUGAUGAAGCAUUACCGCUUCACAGCAGCUGAGGCCAUCGCCUGGAUCCGGGUCUGCAGACCCGGCUCUGUGAUUGGACCUCAGCAGAACUUCCUGGAAGAGAAGCAGGCAUCAAUGUGGUUGCUAGGUGACAGCCAGCGUUCCCAGAAGGCUAAACUGGAGGAGAGGGCGACGUCUCGCCUCAUCACCAGCAUGGACGACCUCUCACUGAACCCCCCCCACAGCAACCUGCACGAGAGCGAGACGGUGGACGUGGGUCCGGGUCUGACUCAGGGAGACAAACUGAGAGCCUUAAAAAAAAGUAACAGAGUGUUUUCUCUCAGGGUGGAAGAGAUGAAGAUCCACAGCAGGUCGGCCUCGCAGCCUCUCAGAUUGUCGAUGGGCGGUGGUCAGGGACCUGCUUCCCCCCUCAAGUCCUCCAAGUUCCCAUCAUCCUCUACUUCUGCUGCCGCCAAGAGGAUCGGGAGAAGUUCGUCGACUACGGUGUCCAACAUCAGGAGCUCUCGGUUGGCGGCCUCUCUCAGCGAUCUUUACUCCGACCUGGAUGACUCCUCCUCCCCUUCCUCCCCCUCUGUGUCUCUCGGCCCCUCCCCCUCCCACAUGGCCCCUCCUCCCUCUCUGGGUCGCUAUGGUAACGGGGUUCGCGGCGCACAUCUCGAGGUGAACAACAACAGCGGUGAAGGCCGGCCUCAGGACCCCUACAGGGUCUCCCACGGCGCUCUGCAGGGGCCGGCAGGACGCUACCUGAGCCGCUCCAUACCUUCUCUUCAGUCUGACUACAUCCAGUACUAAAACUACACGUCUCACCUGAGGACUCAUUACCCACAACCCCCUCUGUGUGGGGCACGCUCAAAGGGAAGCUAAUAAAGCAGCUCAGAGACUGAAGCUGUGAUCACUGUACGCUAAUGAGUAGCAUGCUAAUAAGUGGCACGCUAAGUAGCGGUAUGUAAAUGAGCAAUAUGCUAACUAGCGACAAGCUAAUGAGCUGUCUGUAAAUAUGAUGUAAUCUACACGCGUGUUUUUGGCUGAAGAAGAUAUAUUUAGAUAAGACAGAUUUUAUAUUUCUUAUUUGUGACAGAAGAAGAUAUUUUUGUUUCUUUUGAUAAAGCGAAGGAUCAGCUGACGGCGACCCUCCGUCGCCAUAGUUACAGUGUUUAAUUCCUGCCUCGACAGCAAUAAUAACAAUAAUAAUAACAGUAGAAGAACAAUAAGGGACCCAAAAGCUGAACGUAAGCAACCUAACUCAGGAAAACAGAGUGUGUGUGUGUGUGUGUGUGUGUGUGUGUGUGUGUGUGUGUGUGUGUGUGUGUGUGUGUGUGUGUGUGUGUGUGUGU